Messenger RNA from Physella acuta, 943 nucleotides. RefSeq lists its product as uncharacterized. NCBI's taxonomy places the organism in Eukaryota, Metazoa, Mollusca, Gastropoda, Physidae. The record is from RefSeq and is a predicted model, not a curated record.
UACGGUAAGAAGCUUAUAAAAUGUUUUUCUAACUUAAUAUCUUUGAAUAUGUAAGGCGAUGUCACCCAGGUCGAUCACGUGGUACAUCAGUGCCGUGAUUAUCUUCCUUGAAGUUCUCCCUUCCAACUGCCAGGAUCACAAGGACCUUAACGGUACCGGCAGCGGCGACCCAGCUCCACAUGGCGACAGCAACCAGACACGGGCUACAGGUAACAACACGGGGUAUCUGACGGUCCAGCACUUUGAAGAGCUGAGUCAAGAGCUAAAAGAUCUGAGUCAGAGUGUCCAGGAUAUACAAAACAUGACUCAGCAGCCACUGGACUGGAGAAGAGUGCUAAAGGGGAUUGGUAAAAUCCUACUCAACAUCUUAUUGUUUUGCGUCGGAUUUUUCGCAGGAGUAAGAUAUUACCGUGCCAAGUGCGAAAAAGACAAUGGUGCUGUUUUAACCAUGAGGGUACCGAACUUUGAUUCUGGAGCAACAUUGGUAAUGCACAUGAGACCACCGGAAGGCGAAUCCCGUCAUAUACAAAUCCACCGCACGGAUGCAUCGUCCCCUGAGAUUACUGUAGUGCCGCUUGGUGUUGUGCCUGACCCGCUCUCAAUGACUACAGCUGUGCCGGCUAAUGUGCCAGCUCCUGUACCCACCAACACAGUUAGCAUGGCCGCUUGAAUCCCCAUGUCUAUAUAAAUGGUAGCCACACGACUUACUUUAAGUUGUCUGGUUUGGGCAUUUGCCGUAUGGGGGAUCGUCCACCAAUGACGCCAUGUUUAGUUUUAACUUUGAUAAAGAGACACAGGCAGCAUAAUCAUCACUGAUUCACAUCAACUGCCCAGUAUUUGUGCUUUAAGUGCCCACUUAAUAUGUACACCCCCCAUCUACAUUUCUUCUAUUUUGAUUUAUUUAAUUAUUAAAAACAAAAUAUUUGCAUUGUUUAAAAAAUAA